CCAGAGAUAGUAACAGUACACACCAUUAUGUUUAUCUUCUCUUAUUGCUUAUUGCUCUUAUUGACGAAAGGUGACACUCCCACUUAUAAUACCGGAACUGUCCAAUUAAUUAUUGCUCUAUCUUGGUUAGUAUGGUAAAAUAUGUCUAGUGCUGUGAGGUAGAGGAGUAUGAUGCUGCACCACUCAACGUGACGACGUAGUCUACUACACAACACAUCACGGGGAACUUCAGGAACAGGAACUGGUGUGAUGACGUUGAAUGUUGAUAGAGACGAUGGCGUCAAUGGAUCAGUCUCUCCUGGAUCUAACUGAUAAAGAAACCCGUGAAAAACUGUCAUUGUGGGACCGACGGAUUGAUCCAAUGGCACCGCUAACAGAAAAACAAACAGACUCAAUUCUGGAGAUUCGUACUGCAGCGGAAACACUUCCCAUUCCAUCUGAGUUGCCUAUUGAGGACCUUUGCAGCCUGACAUCUCGUUCUUUACGUACCACCUUCACGACAACAGUACCAGCAUCUACUGAAGAUGUGCUGUUGAAGGGCUUCCAAGCCCUGGACCUAGAGAAUGAACGAAUAGAGACAGCGCAACAGUUUUUUUCAUGGUUCUCCAAGUUACAAGUUCACAUGGAUCAGGAUGAAGGAGCUAAAUACAGAAAAACACGAGACUCUCUGAACGGCUAUCAGGAACAAUGUGACUCCAUUUUGAGUGAUGUGAAUGAGGCCCUGCAGCACCUGGACUCGCUGCAAAAGCAGUAUCUGUUUGUGUCCACCAAGACAGGCACUCUACAUGAGGCCUGUGAGCAGCUACUGAAAGAGCAGUCUGAGCUUGUUGACUUGGCAGAGACCAUUCAGCAAAAGCUGUCAUAUUUCAAUGAGUUGGAAAACAUAAAUACGAAACUAAAUUCCCCUACCCUCUCUGUGAACAGUGAAGAAUUUAUUCCAGUGCUUUCAAAGCUGGAUGACUGUAUCGAAUAUGUCUCUUCAAAUCCAAAUUUCAAGGACUAUCCAGUGUAUCUCACCAAGUUCAAACAAUGUCUCUCAAGAGCCAUGCAUCUCAUGAAGACCCAUACUGUGAACACAAUGCAGAACCUUACCAGUCAGCUUACAAAAAGGGAUCCAUUGGGAACAGCCAAUGCAGAUAAUGCCUUUACACUGUACUAUGUGAAGUUCAGAGCUGCUGCUCCUAAAGUCAGGACAUUAAUAGAACAAGUAGAACAACGGUCGGAGAGAAUUGUAGAAUACCAUCAGCUGCUAGAUGAUAUCCACCAGUGUUACCUUGACCAGAGAGAGGCCCUGCUGAGUCCCAGCAUCACCUCCACCAUCAGUGACCUGACCGGCCAGAACAACAAGGACCACUGUGCCCUGGUGCGCAGUGGCUGUGCCUUCAUGGUUCAUGUGUGUCAGGAUGAGCACCAGCUUUAUAAUGAGUUUUUCUCCAAACCUACGUUGAAAUUAGACGAGCUGCUGGAGAACCUGUGUCUGUCCCUAUAUUACGUGCUGCGGCCGCUCAUCAUCCACGUCAUCCACCUGGAGACGCUCUCGGAGCUCUGUGGCAUCCUGAAGAACGAGAUGCUGGAGGACCACGUCCACAACAAUGCGGGGCAGCUGGGGGCCUUUGAAGCGGUGGUGAAGCAGAUGCUGGAGGACGUUCAGGAGAGGCUGGUCUACAGGACUCACAUCUACAUCCAGACGGACAUCAUCGGCUACAACCCCGCGCCCGGAGACCUGGCCUACCCCGAGAAACUGGAGAUGAUGGAGAAAAUCGCCCAGAGCCUGAAGGAGGAGCAGCAGCGCGCGAUGUCAGCCGAUUCCUCAUUCUCCGACGUGCAGCUCGAAGAUCCCGAGGCCAAGAGGGUCAUUAGCUCUGGAGCAGUAGAGGGCUCGCGGCUGCAGACUUCUAUCUCCCCGGCGGACCUGCACGGCAUGUGGUACCCCACCGUCAGACGCACUCUGGUCUGCCUGUCCAAGCUCUACCGCUGCAUAGAUAGAGCCGUCUUUCAGGGCUUAUCUCAGGAAGCCUUAUCUGCCUGCAUCCAGUCUCUCCUCAAAGCCUCUGAUGUCAUCCUCAAGAACAAGACGCAGGUAGACGGACAGCUGUUCCUGAUCAAACACCUGCUAAUCAUGCGCGAGCAGAUCGCCCCCUUCCACACCGACUUCGCCAUUAAAGAGAUUUCACUGGACCUGAAGAAGACCAGAGAUGCUGCAUUUAAAAACCUGAACCUCAAGGCUGUUCCUAAGUUCUUCAGAUUCAACAGCCACAAUGCCAUCCUGGAAUUUCUGUUGGAGGGCACCCCCGAAAUAAAGGAGCACUACAUCGACUCGAAGAAAGACGUGGACCGGCACCUGAAGUACAGCUGCGAGCAGUUCAUUCAGCAGCAGACUAGCAUCUUUGUGGGGAAUCUGGAGGAGUUCCUCACCAAGGUGUCGGCUCUGAAAACAAUGGCCGUCCAGGGAGGGCCCACGUACAACCUAUCCCAGCAGCCCUGGGCUCAGCCGGCCAAGAUCCAUGACCUUGUGAUGGAUACGUACCGGGUUCUAAAGAGCAAGUUGCCUGGCACGCUGCAGAGCAUGUCUUUGUACUUGGCCAACAGAGACACGGAGUUCAUCCUCUUCAAGCCUGUCAGGAAUAACAUUCAGCAGGUGUUCCAGAGACUGCACGCCUUGCUGCAGGAGGAAUACAGCGGAGAGGACCUCCAGAUCAUCGCCUGCCCCUCGAUGGAGCAGAUCAACCUGCAGCUGUCUGUAAAUAAGUAGUGCCCAGGUGCGGUCGGCGAACGAGCCUGGCUGAGUGGAGUUCCCAUGAGGCAGCACUGCGAUGGCGGCUUUAGCCACACCAUACCACCCCCACUCCCCAGCGCCCCUCCCUCCUCCUCCUCCUCCCCCCCAUCCCCCUGCCCCACAGCAGGAGCCCCUCCAGCAGUGUGAAGCAGAAGCGGCAGCAGUGGCGUGCCGAGCCAGUGGGAUGGGUUCCAGGAGGCUGCGGCGGUCCUGUGGUGAGAGGGGAGUCUGGGGAAAGGAGUUGGCGUUACUGAGCUCGGCUUGCCAAAGAUGAUGCAAGAGCUGACAAACAUGCGACUCCCAAACAGCACUUCUGUCUGGAAAUCAGAGAUGGUCGGGAUUUGAUUUGUCUUUUUUUUUAACACAGAUACAGGAGUGAGUAUUGGAUUUUUAACAAGGUAGUAGAGUUUUAAUCGGUGAUGGCAGAGGUUUUCUUCUUUUUGGUCUUGGGGGCACGUUUGCGGUAUGGUUUUGGUUACGAUGCUCAGAGUACACUGACUAUGGAAAUGAUCACCAACAUAUCUUGUGGAUAAAUCUGGAGGUCUUGCUGUAGGCCUUGGUAGCCCAAUCUGCAUGAACUCUUCUUGUUAGGGCUGUCUCCUUUAUAAGGAUGAGUAUAGGACACUGCUCAGGCUUUAAAUGUGCGGGGGACUUGGACUGUGCUUGGUGGGUAAUGGAAUCAAAACAGAAUCACGCAGGAUGAAGAUAGCUUCAGGCGAGAGGCACCUGCAAUUAGGAAGGCCAGGCCUCCAAGUACCCAUUAAGCCAUCAAUCUGUUGCUUUGUUAGCAAGUCACAAGCAUUCAGCCUUUAGAAGUCUCUUUAAUUAGAAAACUUUCAGAGGGAGUUUCAUCACCUCUCCUGGGAAUCUGGCAAAGGGAUUACAUUUAAGACCUGACUCAUGGACCUUAGUAGACAGAAAUGCCAAAUCAGAUGGGUAGUGAUAUAUUACUGAGGUACUGAUAUAGAUGUCCCACUAACAGAUUACGCGUUGAAAAUACAUAUACACAUUAAAAUAAUUUAUGUUAUAUUUGUGUUUGUUUAUUUGUUUGUCUCCAAAGCAAUAUUACACAACCAUGUUAGUUUAUAACAUAUGAAGUAAGAAGCUUAUUUGCAUCAUCCCCACUGCAAAGUGUACGUUUUAAAUACGGGAAUUAGUUUUGAAGCGGAAUGUGGGACUUUUAGAUUAUGAAAAAUAUCACUGCACUCCUUCCAUUCCAUCUUCCUGACAGUAGACACCUUAGCUACAAGCCGAAACCUUUUUUGUAAAACUUGCUGACAGAGUUUUUGUCUAUUGUUCCCAUAAUUUCACAAAACAUCUCCCAUCCAGUUCUCAGGAGAACAUGCUCCCCAUUUCCUAGGAAGUCAGCAUCAAUGUUAAUGUAUUUCCACCUGUCCUCGCUGUCAGUCAUGUGUAUUCAGGCAAAAUAUGUCAAUUGGGAAAGAUCUUGUGUUUUUGUACCAUUUUCUUUUUGUAAGACACUUUAUUCUACUGUAAGGCAUGAAGGGGCUAACUUAGUUUUGCACUGUCAAGAUGUUACAGAUUCAUCCACUCAAGAUGCCACAGAUCAAUGUAAAUUGAUUGUACUUAAAAACUUUCAAUAAAGUGACUAAGAUUUAUUUAAA
This is a messenger RNA of Clupea harengus (Atlantic herring), 4401 nucleotides long. It is a transcript of the gene cog3, whose product is annotated as component of oligomeric golgi complex 3. Gene Ontology annotation, biological process: intracellular protein transport; intra-Golgi vesicle-mediated transport; Golgi organization. Gene Ontology annotation, cellular component: COG complex; membrane; cis-Golgi network. NCBI's taxonomy places the organism in Eukaryota, Metazoa, Chordata, Actinopteri, Clupeiformes, Clupeidae. The record is from RefSeq and is a predicted model, not a curated record.